CCGGCCUCUACACCAGCGGCAUCAGGCAGAGCGGUGUCGUGUUCGAGAAGGGCUGGCCGCUGAAGGCCGGCGUCGAAUGCGAGAUGGUGGCCCGCAUGGGCAAGGACGUGCCGGCCGGAACCGAAUACACCGCCCAGUCGAUCAUGGAAUUCGUCUCGAACCUCUAUUGCGGCAUGGAGGUCGUCGAGAACCGCUACGGCGACGUCUCCAAGCUGGGCGGCCCGGGUCGCAUCGUCGACGACGUGCUGCAGGCCGCCUGCGUCGUCGGGACCGAGAUCAAGGACUGGCAGAAGACCGACUUCGUCAACGUGAAGGGCCGCUCGGAAUUCGAGGGCAAGGAAAUCGGCGCCGGCCCCGGCAGCAACGUGAUGGGCGGUGCGAUGAUCUCGCUCGCUUGGCUCGCCAACAAGCUGAUCGCCAACGGCAAGCACCUGAAGGCCGGCGACAUGAUCCUGACGGGAUCGGUGCACCCGCCGCAGUUCCUGCCGGGCCCGGGAGUCGCGAAGACCGAGUUCGUCGGACUGGGCGGCGCCGAGAUCACCGUCAAGUAA
Messenger RNA from Ostertagia ostertagi, 551 nucleotides. Lineage: Eukaryota; Metazoa; Nematoda; Chromadorea; Rhabditida; Trichostrongylidae. The record is from the annotation of a GenBank genome assembly.